AUGUUUGAAUUUCAACAGGUGCCAUUACCAGAACAAUCACACAAUGCAGCCACAUCAGUGCCGGAGUGGGCCAGAGCACCACUGGAAGAUUUACAUGGGAGGCGUCAUGAUUAUGUCAGGAUAUCACUCACAGAGCGCUGUAACCUGAGAUGUCAAUACUGCAUGCCGGCCGAAGGCGCGCCACUCUCAGCGCGCGAGAAGUUGCUCACACGCGAUGAGCUGACGCGGACAGUCCGUGUUUUAGCCGCGAUGGGUGUCCGAAAGUUGCGACUAACGGGUGGUGAACCUACGCUGCGGGCAGAUCUACAUCUUAUCAUAGAGGAACUCAACAACAUCGAAGGCAUCACAAGCGUGUCAAUGACGACCAACGGCCUGGUGUUAACCCGUCGUCUGCCCACCUACGCUCGGGCGGGGCUCGCAGCACUAAAUAUAUCUUUAGACUCGCUACAGAGUGAGCGAUAUGAGAAAAUGUCAAGAAGACCGGGCUUGAAGAAAGUACUGGCUGGUAUAGACUUGGCCUUGCAGUUGGGAUUUCCUGUGAAAAUUAACGUGGUGCUUAUGAAAGGAUUCAAUGAUGAUGAAAUUAUGGAUUUUGUGGAAUACACAAAAGAUCGCCCAGUUGAUGUUAGGUUCAUAGAAUUCAUGCCAUUCUCUGGCAAUAGUUGGGACGAUUCGAAAUUAGUACCGUAUCGGAUAGCAUUAAGGACUAUUGUGGAAAGACAUCCACAGCUGCAGGGGUGCACGCCGCGACCUAACGACACUGCAAGGGUAUGGCAGGUGCCCGGGUAUGCCGGUCGCGUGGGCUUCAUUUCCUCUAUGACGCAGCAUUUCUGUUCAACUUGCAACAGGCUGAGGAUCACCGCUGAUGGAAAUCUCAAGGUAUGCCUGUUCGGCAACGCGGAGGUGUCUCUCCGCGACGCGAUUCGCAGCGGCGCUGACGACGAACAACUAUCCACGCUUAUACGUGUCGCCCUGAAGAAUAAGAAACCACAACACGCUGGCAUGCAGAAUCUGGCGCAAAUGGAAAACCGGCCCAUGGUUCUGAUCGGGGGGUAAUUCCUUCACCUUCACAGCUAAGCGGCCGACGGAGCCUACGGAGUCCA
Messenger RNA from Cydia amplana, 1103 nucleotides. RefSeq names its product molybdenum cofactor biosynthesis protein 1-like. Gene Ontology annotation, molecular function: 4 iron, 4 sulfur cluster binding; metal ion binding; cyclic pyranopterin monophosphate synthase activity. The coding region runs from base 1 to 1056 and encodes 351 amino acids. Gene Ontology annotation, biological process: Mo-molybdopterin cofactor biosynthetic process. The transcript has 8 exons. The record is from RefSeq and is a predicted model, not a curated record. Lineage: Eukaryota; Metazoa; Arthropoda; Insecta; Lepidoptera; Tortricidae.